UGAGGGAAGAGCACCCGCGCUGCCGGAAGUGGCCGCGCGUUUUUAGCCGCUGCGACCGUGGCGCGAGAGCCGAGGGGUCGCCAUGGAGCAAUGGGAGUCGGACGCCGACGCUGACGCCGACGAUGCCAUGGACGCGUUCCUGGAAAAGUUCCAGAACGAGACUUACAGUGGCGGCUUCCACGAGGACCAGUGGGAGGAGGAAUUUGAAAAGGUCCCCCUAUUUAUGAGGAAAGCGCCAUCCGAAAUUGAUCCCAACGAAAAUCCUGAUUUGGCUUGCCUCCAGUCAAUUAUUUUUGAUGAAGAACGAUCUCCAGAAGAACAGGCCAAGACCUACAAGAAUGAGGGCAAUGAUUACUUUAAAGAAAAAGACUAUAAAAAAGCUGUGAUUUCGUACUCUGAAGGAUUAAAGAAGAAAUGCACAGACCCUGAUUUGAAUGCUGUCCUUUAUACCAACCGGGCAGCAGCACAGUACUAUCUUGGCAAUUUUCGUUCUGCUCUCAAUGAUGUGACAGCUGCCAAAAAGCUAAAACCCUGCCACCUCAAAGCAAUAAUAAGAGGUGCCCUAUGCCAUUUGGAACUGAAAAAUUUUGCUGAGGCUGUGAACUGGUGUGAUGAAGGGUUGCAGAUAGAUGCCAGAGAGAAGAAGCUUCUGGAAAUGAGGGCUAAAGCAGACAAACUGAAGAGAACUGAACAGAGGGAUAUAAGAAAAGCAAAGAUGAAAGAAAAGAAGGAGCAGAAUCAUAAUAAGGCUUUACUCCAGGCCGUCAAGGCUAGGAACAUCAAGCUAGUCUCUGAAGCUGCCAGUGAGGAUGAAGAUUCAGACUCAGAAGAUCUAGGUGAGCUUUCCCUGGAUCGGCUCAGCUCGGAGAACCGCUAUGGAGCCAGGCUGAGUGUAGAUGAGCAGGGCAGGUUAAGCUGGCCUGUGCUCUUUCUGUACCCAGAGCACACCCAGUCGGACUUCAUCGCUGCUUUUCACGAGGACUCCAGGUUUAUUGAUCAUCUGAUGGUGAUGUUUGGUGAAACACCCUCUUGGGACUUAGAGCAAAAAUACUGCCCUAAUAAUUUAGAGAUCUACUUUGAGGAUGAUGGUGGGACAGAACUCUACCGGGUGCCUCUCAAGAGCACCCUGUUGCACGUGCUGCAGCACCCCAGGUACUUUGUAAAAGCCCUGAUACCAGCAUUUUUGGUCUGUGUAGGAGCCUCUGGUUUUUCUAAGAAUUACGUCCGGGGGAAAAAGGUGCAUCAGGUAAAGUGACUGAGCCAGGCCCCUGGAUCUCAUCCCUCACUCUCCUCUGCCUGGAAUCAUCUGAACCCAACACUUCAUUUCUGCCACCCUGGGGACAGUCCUUCCAUGCAUCAUGGUGGGGGAAGAGCUGCUGACUUCCCUGAACUACAUCCUCUUUGCUCAGUGCCAAGUUCCAGCUGGUCUCUACUCUCCCCUGUUGAUUCAAAAUUGUACCUUGGUCAUGGCA
Messenger RNA from Neofelis nebulosa (Clouded leopard), 1472 nucleotides. It is a transcript of the gene TTC4, whose product is annotated as tetratricopeptide repeat domain 4. The coding region runs from base 83 to 1255 and encodes 390 amino acids. Gene Ontology annotation, molecular function: Hsp90 protein binding. The transcript is spliced from 10 exons. NCBI's taxonomy places the organism in Eukaryota, Metazoa, Chordata, Mammalia, Carnivora, Felidae. The record is from RefSeq and is a predicted model, not a curated record.